AUGAAGCUAACACGUACGCAAGUUCUCAUCGAGGCUAAGGCCUCCAACUUGGAAAGCGUGAGGAAGCUGAACUGCUGGGGGUGUAAGCUUUCAGACGUCUCCAUUCUAGCUGAAAUGCCUAACAUUGAAGUGCUUACACUUAGUACAAACAGCAUCUCAUCUCUCGCCCCACUGGCUGGAUGCUUGUCUCUGUGUGAGCUGUACCUGAGAAGGAACAUGAUCGCCUCACUGUCAGAGCUCAGUUAUUUGCGUCCCAUGACACGUCUCAGAGUAUUGUGGUUGGCGGACAACCCUUGUUGCGGGGAUAACUCCAGUCAGUAUCGCCUGACAGUCCUGCGUUGCCUACCUGGGCUGCAGAAGCUUGACAACCAAGUUGUGACAGAGGAGGAGAUUUCGUUAGCACGCUUGGAGGGCGAGGAGAUCAGCGCACCAACAAACACAGUUGAACAACUUUCCAAUGGACAUACUGAUGCAGAGAAAGAUGCUCCAAGUCACAAUAUGGGGGAAACCAAAAAUCAAGAGUUGAGGAUGAAGCCUCAGUCUAGAGAAAAGUUACCCACUCUACAUUCUCAAUCAACCAGGUCAUCUCUGAAAAAGACACACACACUUGAUGCAGUGCUUCUGCUUCUGAGGGACUUGGAUCAUGAGGAUCUACGUGUUGUGCACAUGGAGACGCAGAACAGACUAAGGAUAUAUACACUGGACUCCUUAAAAACGUUACAAGAUUCAGAACAAUCGCAAUCUGUUGAUAUGCAACAGUGA
Molecule: messenger RNA, 762 nt
Organism: Nerophis lumbriciformis (worm pipefish)
Lineage: Eukaryota; Metazoa; Chordata; Actinopteri; Syngnathiformes; Syngnathidae
Source: RefSeq, a predicted model, not a curated record